AGAAGAAAAGACAAAAGCAAAGCCUGAAGGAUCUGCUUUGGCCCUUAAACAAGAAGGAGAAGAGGAGGCGAAGAAGGAGAAGGUAGAGGAAGACCAACCUGCUACUGCUGCCCGUGACUGUUUGCCUGCGACUGCUGUUACCACUUACCAGGUACAUUAGAGGUUUUCCUAUAGCUGCAGUUUCCUUCGUUUGCUGCAUUAUCUGGAAGCUUGAUGGAUCGGCAGGCUCAUGACUAUGCAGCUGCUAUGGCAUUUUCCCAACAACAGCAACAAGCUGCUAAUAUCCAACAGCAGCAACAGUUUGGUUUUCAUCCACCACAACAGCAAUUCCCUCCAUCAGUUCCUGGUCCUUUUCUACCCCCACAUCCCUCUCUACAGCAGUUCCCAUUCCAUCGUUCGAUGCAGCAGCCACAACUCCAUCCACUUCCUCCUCCCCAUCCCCACCUUCUUCAUCUCCAGCAGCAACAGCAGCCUCCGCCUGCUUUUCCUCCUCAUUUACCCCCUCACGCUGUUCCUCCACCUUUCCAUGGCCCGUAUGAUUCCACGCCGCCCCCUGCUGCUCCUCCCCAUGAUCCUGAACUUCAAAAGCGUAUUGAUAAACUUGCUGAGUAUGUUGCCAAGAAUGGCCCUGAAUUUGAAGCCAUGGUACGUGAAAAAGAGCAAGACAAUCCUGGGUAUGGUUUCCUCUUUGGUGGUGACGGGCAUAAUUACUACCGCUACAAGCUUUGGUUAUGUACACGCGCCCCUGGUGGCUCCUUCAAUCCUGCUUUCCCCUCCUCUUCAAUACCUUUGAUGCAUCAUCCUCCCAAUCCUAUGAUAAAUCCAUCACCUCUAAAUGCUUCUCAGUUGAGUUCCUCUGCUGCUGCUGUGAUGGGUUCACCUCAAAUGCAAACUCCUUUUCCAUCGUUCUAUGAGCCACAACCCCAUCUGCAUUCUCAGCCUUUUGCUAGUCAUGGUCGACCAGACUUUGACCAGUCAACCAGGUCUUUCAAAGGUCUGUCUAGGCCACUGCCUUCUGAUGUUGCGAUGGAGCUAAAUGAUGUGCUCAACAAUCUUACUGGUACCAAAGAGUCAAUCAAAGGUGCCAAAAUUUGGUUCAUGCAGAGGUCCCCAUUUGCACCAGCUCUGGCUGAGGAGCUCAGAGACAGGGUGUUUGCUCUGGAUGAUUCCGAGAGACAAUUGCAUAUAAUUUACCUGGCCAAUGACAUUCUAUUUGACAGCUUGCAAAGACGGAUCAACCCUCAUGACCUAGAUAACGAGGCACUUGCUUUUAAGCCUGUAAUAGGUUCCAUGCUUUCGAGGAUUUACCACAACCCUCAAAAUAAGGAGGAAAAUCAGUCACGAUUACAAAAGAUUUUGCAGUUUUGGGCCUCUAAGGAAGUUUUUGAUCAAGAUACUAUUCUUGGGCUUGAGAAUGAGAUGAUGGGGGGAUCAACAACAAACUUAUAUCUUGUGCCUCCAAGGGACUUAUCUGCUGUUUCAGCAGAUCAUUUGACCAUUUCAGGACCAUCACCCCAGUUGACAAACCAUAAUACUUUACAGUGGCAGCCUCAUAAGCUAAGUUUGGUGCCAAACUUACCAGAUCUAGAACAUCCUGAUAAACAAGUUUCUCCCCUAUCAGCCAUGCCACCAUCAGUAGCAACACAACAAUUUCUUCCUAAUUCAGUUCCUUCUGGUAGUUUUGUUGGGUCCUUGCCAAUCCCAUCUUCCGGUCAACAAGCAAAUCAACAACCUGCGUCCCAUAUAUUGCCAGGACCGACUGCUAAUGUUGGUGAAAAAUUACCUCCAUAUCCUUUGUUUCCACCUGGUCUUAUUCCUGGAAUGGUCAGAAAAAUGCAGAUCGGUAGUGGGGUGCCUUACUCUCCCAUGAGCCCUUUGGAUAUCCCUACUGUAAUACCACCCUCCAAUGUAUCUCCAUCUGAAAUUCUCGAGAGAGUGUCAAAAUUCUUUAAAGAGAUUGGAGAGGUUAACCCUUCUGAAGGACCCAUGAAACCUUCCGAAUCAAUCGAUGAAGAUGAUGAGUAUGAGAGAGAGCCUCCCAUUCGCAAGGGAGGAGCUUGCAUACCUCCACCGCCUAAUUUACAAGUGGACCCUGAGACAGGAACUUUUGCUGAUGGAAGUGUAGAACGAAAGCCUGGAUCAAGUAGCUCAGGACGGUUGGGACUUGGGGCCACAGCUAAUCCAAAUGAGGCCAGUCAAUAUGAUGAUGUUUAUUCUUCUUAUAGGAAACAGAGAAGUACCAAUUACCAUACGUCUAUGAGUGCAAGAGCUGCUGCUACAAGGUAAAAACCUGCUGAAUGUGUGAUCUAUUGUAGUCAAAAAUUGAAAACUUGGGUUUCUGAUGAGGUUAGUUCUUGCAUUUCCAGUCGGGCCUUUUCUUUCUGGGCUCUUGAGUGGGAAUUAUCAGAAAUUAAAUUUGUGGGAUCAUCAGUAUUAUAUCUUCAUGGUUAUUAAGGUCCUGAUUUAGAUGAAUGAUUGAAUGCCAAUCCAGAUAUGCAUUAUAUGUGGAGCAUAGAAUUCUGUAGUUUUUGAAUUAAUUAUCUUUGUAUUUCUGACUGUGCGGAUCGCCUGACAUUUGGUGAUCUGAGCUUGAGUCCGGGUUGGGAAGGUGUUAUGUAGGAAAAUAUUCCCUAAACCCGAGGAGAUGCAAGCAGGGAUAUGGUAAGUAAUUCCUCUAGAUACCAGAGGCUGGUGAACGACUGAUUUU
Molecule: messenger RNA, 2707 nt
Organism: Ilex paraguariensis (yerba mate)
Lineage: Eukaryota; Viridiplantae; Streptophyta; Magnoliopsida; Aquifoliales; Aquifoliaceae
Source: the annotation of a GenBank genome assembly